Acanthosepion pharaonis is the source of this 4737-nucleotide messenger RNA. The record is from the annotation of a GenBank genome assembly. Lineage: Eukaryota; Metazoa; Mollusca; Cephalopoda; Sepiida; Sepiidae.
AUGAUCUUGAAAUUAUCCUUCCUCUCAGCUUUGCUACACCUAUUUUUCUUAUAUUCAUCCAUUUUUCAUUUUCCAUUCUUUAUUCUUCCUGCAUUCAUUUUACAUUCUCUCCCCCCACACUCUCCUUUCUUUUUGUGCUUUUCCCCAUGCACACAUUUCUUGCUCUCUCUCACUUCCUCCUUCCAUGCACACAUUUCUUUCCCCCUCUGUCUCCUCCCAUGCUCUGUUUCUUUCUCACUCCUUCCAGGCUCUGUUUCUUGCACUCUCUCUCUCUCCUUCCAUGUUCUGUUUCUUGCUCUUUCUCUCCUUCAUUGCCCUGUUUCACAUACUCUCUCUCUCCUUCAGUGCUCCAUUUCUUGCUCUCCCUCUCUCUCCUUCAGUGCUCCAUUUCUUGCUCUCUCUCUCACUCUCCUUCUCUUUUCUCUCUCCCACCAAACACAGUUUCCCAUACUUUUUCUCUCCCACCAUACACAAUUUUUCUUUUUCUGUCCCUUUAUACACAAUCUCUCUCUCUCUCUUUUUCUCACUCUCCAUACACAAUUUCUCUCUCUUUUUCUCCUCUUUUACACAAUUUACACAAUUUCUCUCUCUUUUUUCUCUCUUUUCUCCUUUACACAAUUUCUCUCUCUUUUUCUCACUCUCCAUACACAAUUUCUCUCUCUUUUUCUCACUCUCCAUACACAAUUUCUCUCUCUUUUUCUCACUCUCCAUACACAAUUUCUCUCUCUUUUUCUCACUCUCCAUACACAAUUUCUCUCUCUUUUUCUCACUCUCCAUACACAAUUUCUCUCUCUUUUUCUCUCUCAUUACACAAUUUUCUCUCUCUUUUCUCCUCUCCUUUACAAUUUCUCUCUCUUUUUCUCACUCUCCAUACACAAUUUCUCUCUCUUUUUCUCACUCUCCAUACAGUUUCCCCUCUCAUUUUCUCUCCUUUCAUAUACAAUGUUUCUUCUUUUCCCUCCUUGCAUACAAAGUUUCUCUCCAUUUUGUCUCCCUCCAUCAACAGUUUCUCUCCAUUAUUUCUCUCCUUCAGUACCCCAUUUCUCUUUUUCUCUCCUUACAUACACAAUUGCUCUUUAUUUUUCUCUCCAUCCAUACGUAAUUUCACUCUUUUCUCCCCUUCCAUACACAGUUUCUCUCUCUUUUCUCCCCUUCCAUACAGUUUCUCUCUCUUUUCUCCCCUUCCAUACAGUUUCUCUCUCUUUUCUCCCCUUCCAUACAGUUUCUCUCUCUUUUCUCCCCUUCCAUACAGUUUCUCUCUCUUUUCUCCCCUUCCAUACAGUUUUCUCUCUUUUCUCCCCUUCCAUACAGUUUCUCUCUUUUCUCCCCUUCCAUACAGUUUCUCUCUCUUUUCUCCCCUUCCAUACACAGUUUCUCUCUCUUUUCUCCCCUUCCAUAGAGUUUCUCUCUCUUUUCUCCCCUUCCAUACAGUUUCUCUCUCUUUUCUCCCCUUCCAUACAGUUUCUCUCUCUUUUCUCCCCUUCCAUACACAGUUUCUCUCUCUUUUCUCCCCUUCCAUACACAGGUUCUCUCUCUUUUCUCCCCUUCCAUACACAGUUUCUCUCUCUCUCUUUUCUCCCCUUCCAUAUUCAAUUUUUCUCUCUCUUUUCUCCCCUUCCAUAUUCAAUUUCUCUCUUUUCUCCCCUUCCAUAUUCAAUUUUUCUCUCUUUUCUCCCCUUCCAUAUUCAAUUUUUCUCUCUUUUCUCCCUUCCAUACUUUCAAGUUCUCUCUCUCUUUUCUCCCCUUCCAUAUUCAAUUUUUUUUCUCUCUUUUCUCCCUUCCAUAUUCAAUUUUCUCUCUUUCUCCCCUUCCAUAUUCAAUUUUUUCUUUUCCCCUUCCAUAUUCAAUUUUUUCUCUUUUCUCCCCUUCCAUAUUUCUUUUUCUCCCUUUUUCCCCUUCCAUAUUCAAUUUUUCUCUUUUUUUCCAAUUUUCCAUAUUCAAUUUUUUCUCUUUUUCUCCCCUUCCAUAUUCAAUUUUCUCUCUUUUCUCUCUUUUUCCAUAUUCAAUUUUUUCUCUUUUUUCUCCCUUCCAUAUUCAAUUUUUUUCUUUUUUUUCUUUUUCUCCCCUUCAAUUUUUCUCUUUUUUCUCCCCUUCAAUUUUUCUCUCUUUUUUCCCUUCAAUUUUUUCUCUUUUUUUCCCCUUCAAUUUUUUCUCUUUUUUUCUCCCCUUCAAUUUUUCUCUCUUUUUUCUCCCCUUCAAUUUUUCUCUCUUUUUUCUCCCCUUCAAUUUUUCUCUCUUUUUUCUCCCCUUCAAUUUUUCUCUCUUUUUUCUCCCCUUCAAUUUUUCUCUCUUUUUUCUCCCCUUCAAUUUUCUCUCUUUUUUCCCCUUCAAUUUUCUCUCUUUUUCUCCCCUUCAAUUUUUUCUCUUUUUCUCCCCUUCAAUUUUUUCUCUUUUUUUCCCCUUCAUUUUUUUCUCCCUUCAUUUUUUUCUUUUUUCUUCUUUUCUCCUUCAAUUUUUUCUCUUUUCUCUCCUUCAAUUUUUCUCUUUUCUCUCCUUCAAUUUUUCUCUUUUCUCUCCUUCAAUUUUUCUCUUUUCUCUCCUUCAAUUUUUCUCUUUUCUCUCCUUCAAUUUUUCUCUUUUCUCUCCUUCAAUUUUUCUCUCUCUCUCUCUUUCUCUCCUUCAAUUUUUCUCUCUCUCUCUCUUUCUCUCCUUCAAUUUUUCUCUCUCUCUCUCUUUCUCUCCUUCAAUUUUUCUCUUUCUCUCCUUCAAUUUUUCUCUUUCUCUCCUUCAAUUUUUCUCUUUCUCUCCUUCAAUUUUUCUCUUUCUCUCCUUCAAUUUUUCUCUUUCUCUCCUUCAAUUUUUCUCUUUCUCUCCUUCAAUUUUUCUCUCUCUCUCCUUCAAUUUUUCUCUCUCUCUCUUUCUCUCCUUCAAUUUUUCUCUCUCUCUCUUUCUCUAUGGUGUUUCUUUCACUCCUUCUGUAUGCCCUUUCUCUCUACCUCAUUUUCUUUUCUCUCAUAUGUUUUUUCUUUCCCUUCCACUCACCAUAUUUCUCUUUUUCCCUUUCUUUACCCCUCGCCCCAUAAUCAUUUCUCUUGCUCUCUUUUCCUUUCAUCCCCUAUGCUGUUUUCCUCUCUUUUUUUUUUUUAUCUUCUCCUCUACGUCAUUUCUCGUUUUCAUUUUAUCUCCUCCUGCAUUGUUUCUCUCUCUUUUUGUCUCAUCCUCUAUCAUUCUUCUCCUUCUCUUUUCCUACUUCUGAUUCAUUUUUUCCUCUGUCUUACUCUUUUUCUCUCUUCCACUGCAGUGUUUGUCUCACUACACCAUUUUUUUUCUCUCUCUCCUCCCCUGUGUCGUUUUUCUCUCGCUCUCUCUCCUCCCCUGUGUCGUUUUUCUCUCGCUCUCUCUCCUCCCCUGUGUCGUUUUCCUCUCGCUCUCUCUCCUCCCCCGCGCCGUUUUUUUCUCUCUCUCUCUCGCCUCCACUGCAUAUUUUUCCCCUUUCUUUCUUGUCACCACUGCACCGUUGUUUUUCUUUCUCUCCUAUGCCAUUUCUCUUUCCUUCCCUUAUCUUUUUUGUUUUUACUUUUUUCUCAUUCUCUCACUUUGUUCUUCUCUACCCCACACUUUUGCCUCACUUUGUUCUUCUCCCCCCUCCCACUUUUGCCUCCUUUGUUCUUCUCCCCCCUCCCACUUUUGCCUCACUUUGUUCUUCUCCCCCCUCCCACUUUUGCCUCCUUUGUUCUUCUCCCCCCCCCACUUUUUGCCUCACUUUGUUCUUCUCCCCCCUCCCCUUUUGCCUCACUUUCUUCUUCUCCCCCCUCCCACUUUUGCCUCACUUUCUUUUCUUCUCCCCCCUCCCACUUUUGCCUCACUUUGUUCUUCUCCCCCCUCCCACUUUUGCCUCACUUUGUUCUUCUCCCCCCUCCCACUUUUGCCUCACUUUCUUCUUCUCCCCCCUCCCACUUUUGCCUCACUUUCUUCUUCUCCCCCCUCCCACUUUUUUGCCUCCUUUCUUCUUCUCCCCCCCCACUUUUGCCUCACUUUCUUCUUCUCCCCCCUCCCACUUUUGCCUCACUUUCUUCUUCUCCCCCCCCCCACUUUUGCCUCCUUUCUUCUUCUCCCCCUUACUUAUGCUUUACUUUUUGUUCCUUCCUUCCCCCCCUUUGGUCUCCUCUGCUCUCCCAACACUGGUCUCAUUCUGUUUUUUUCCCCCCUCUGAUGUCGCUCAGCCUCCCCCCUUUGAUGUCCCGCUGCUCUUUCCUCUCCUCUUCCCCAGUCUCGCUCUGCCCCCCCCUCCCCGUCUCCUCUGCCCCCCCUCCCCGUCUCCUCUGCCCCCCCUCCCCGUCUCCUUUGCUCCCCCCUCCCGUCUCGCUCUGCUCUUUCCUUCCCCCCCUUGGUCUCGCUCUGCUCUUUCCUUCCCCCCCUUGGUCUCGCUCUGCUCUUUCCUUCCCCCUUGGUCUCGCUCUGCUCUUUCCCUUCCCCCCUUGGUCUCGCUCUGCUCUUUCCCUCACUCCCUUUUGUCUCGCUCUGCCCUUUCCCUCACUCCCUUUUGUCUCGCUCUGCUCUUUCCCUCACUCCCUUUUGUCUCGCUCUGCUCUUUCCCUCACUCCCUUUUGUCUCGCUCUGCUCUUUCGUUCCCCUAUUUCAUCUCACUCUAUUCUUUCCUUCUCCACUUCUGUAUCACUUAGCUCCUCCCCUUUUGUCACACUCUUUCUUUCUCCUCUUUGCAUCAAACCUAUUUUGAUCUCUCUCUCUUCCUCCCUGUCACAGAUUCAACCUUCUUGCAGGAAUGAUGCUAUCUAA